GCUCUGACCAAAAUAGAAUGGAAUAGAGGGAGAGAGAGUGAUCGGCAGAAAUUCUCUCUCUAGUUUCUCUCAAUCCACACGUGACCGGAGCAAAAUCACAUUUUCCUUUCUUUUCCAUCUCUUUUCCUUUCUUCUGAAUUCCGAAUCUCGCCUCAUACAUUCUCGUCUCACUCCGUACUACUGUUCGUCUUCUCUGAAAGAGCUUCGCCGUGGAAGGACGGUUCCGGCGUUCCGCUUCAGUCCCCCCGUCGCCUACAGCUUCUCUUCUCUUGUGCGCUCGCCGAAUUCGAGGUCAGAUUCUGCACUUCCGUCCAAAUCUUGUGAUGGUUAUCUGAUUUCCGAGUUCGCAAUUGAAGGAUUUCGAUUCCUUCGGUUAACGCGCUGUGUGACUAUUCGAGUUCGUUUCACUCGCCGCCGCGAUUUCUUGCCUCCGGUUUUCUGUUUGCCGGUUGACUGUUCUUUAUGUAUGAUUGGAGUCUGGUCUAGAGGCUAUCGGAGUCUGAUGAGGAAACUGGAAUCUGUCUUCUCGGUUUGGAAAAUUGACUGUUCUUGAUUCUUCUCUCUGCCUCGACUUGAUUUUCACCCCGCUUAGAGAGACGAAGUUUCGAGUAGCGAUUACAGUAAUCUAAUUAGUGAUCGGAACUCGACUUCUCGGUCUUUUUCUUCUUUCUGCGGUGGAUGUGUUGAUCGCUAUCAGUAGGUUCCGUCGUCGAUCCUCUUCUAAUAUAAUUCUUCGUUGUUCAGUAAUUACUUCCGGCGGCAUUUCAAUCGAAGCAAUUAAGAGUUACUUAUUCGUUCUGGUGUUUUUGCAGAUUCUGAUCGAUUUGAUUCCAGCUCAGUUUGGAAGACGGCGGCGAUAGGAAAUACCGAUUUUCCCAGGUAAAUUUCCUAAAUUCACUGCGUUCUACUGCCUGAACUCUGAAGCCCGCAACAAGACAAUAUUUAGUGAUUUUUCUUUGAUAAUUUGAUAUUUGCUUUUUGUUUCUGUAGAUUCGCAUUAGUCAACCUUUUUAAGCUGCUUAAAUUGUCUUAUCUCCGCCGAUAAUUAAGCGUUGACAUAAACGGAACUGCUCAAUUUUGACUACAAUGGCUGUCCUUUUCUCCGCUUAAAAUAGAUUUUGGUUUCUGCGAGACUUCUUCAGUGUUUGUUAAUGAGGUGCCGCCAGAUCUAAUUGCACGUUGACGCUUACAUGUAAUCAGGUUGAAAUUGUCCUGGCUUGUGUGAUUACCAUAUUUGUUUAUUAAAUAAUAAUUGAGUGAUUAACCCCUAAUUUGUCCUGGCUUACACAAUUAGAAUCCUGGAAGCAGAUUGAAGAAAGCUGACUGAAACCCCGAGGAGAGCAAAUGACGAAUCAUGAUUGGAAGAAGUCUUUCGAAUCCUUUGUCCGGAGACACAUCGAUCAAGAGAAAGAUGAGCAGUUGAAAGGCAAUAAAGAAGAAUUCGAAUAUAGUCUCAAAAGGAUCUUGGAGCUUAUCAACGAAGAAGGUUCUGAAGAAAACGGUGGAGUCCCUAUAGAAGGUUCGAAAAGAAAGCCUAUUGUGGAUUUGAUCGAGAAGUUCCGAAAACAGUAUGAAUCGCUGUAUUCACAGUACGACCAUCUGAAGGGAGAACUGAGGAGAGACUUCCAGGGCAAGUGGGUAUCAGAUUCCUCAUCUUCAUGCUCAGACUCGGAUUCUGAUGACGGAUCCAAGGACCAAACCGGCAAAAAUGGACGACUUAAAGGUGGCAAAUUAAUAGACGGCACAAAGCAAGAACUUGAAACCGCCAAUCUUGAAGUGACCCAGCUGAAGGAUAAGUGCACUGCUGCAACCGUAGAAAAAGACGUGUUGUUUCUUGAGCAUCAAACAGCGUUGAGCAAGUUACAGGAAACUGAAGAGAUCGUCCGAAGCCUGAAGCUUGAAUUAGAAACGGUAAAUGCCGACGAGGAGAAGAUUCUCGCAGAGGAUGGGGAACUGAAGCAAAAGCUCGACGAGGCAGGCAAGGCUGAAGCAGAGCUGAAUCCAAGAUUAGAGGGCAUAGCCAUUGAGAAAGAUGGCUUGAUCGUGGAGAAAGAGGCGCUUCUGGGCAGGAUUCAAGAAGAAGAGAAGAUCAAAGAAGAAAUGAAAAUGGCGAGUCAUAGGCUGGAGGAUGAUAAACUAGUUCUUUCCCAGGAACUCGAAAGUCUCAGGGCCGAAAUCUCCAGCGUACGCGAGCAACUGAAAUCUUCAGAGCUGUUGGCAUCCAAUUUGACACAGGAUUCGAAGGUUGCAGAAGAGGAGAGGAAUUCUCUGGUGGCCGAGAUUUCUGUAUUAAACCAGAAGUUGGAAGAGGUGCAAACAGAGAAAGAUAGCCUAGUUUCAUGGAAGGAGACUGCAGUGCAGAGAAUCCUGGACGAAACGAAAACUGCUGGGAUUUUAAGAAAGUCGGUAUUCGAGUACCAAGGUGAGAAUUCCGACCUUAACAGUGAAAUAGAAGACAUUAGAGAUGAACUUGCUGACACGAAGAAGCAAUUAGUAUCUGCCAAGCAAAAGGUUUCAGAUUUGGCCAAGAAACUCAGUGUCGCCGAGGAAGAGAAGGCUGCUCUAACCUCCCAUUUUUCUGAAACUGUGGCUCAAUAUGGCAAAAUUCAGACGAUCAUAGAUGAACUCACAGCCGAAUCAAGCCAACUAGAGGAGAAAGUAGAAGAGAAGAAAAAAGAGAUAUCAUCUCUCUCGGAGGAUAACGCGAGAGAUCGGAAUGAGUUUUCAAGGAGAAUUGCAGAGAUGGAAAAUGAGAAGGCGGAGCUACUGACUCAAGUUACUGAUCUGCAGAGGUUGCUGGAUGAACAGGCCGAGAUGUGCAAGCAACUCAACGAGCAACAUCAGCAAGUUGAAAAGAAGGCGGAGGAUCUGAACAAGCAAGUGCGUUCCAUGGAUGAAGCUGUAGCUGAACUGAGAGAGAAAAUCGAGAGCCAGGAGAGACAACUCGAAUUCAAAGAUGAAGAGCUGCGCAGUUUAUCUGUGAAGAACAAAGAGAUCGAAUUUCAGCUUACAAUGUCGAGCCAGAAGAGCCGGGUCACAGAGCAGGAGCUGAACGAGAGAGUAAUGAACAUGAAUGAAGAGAAGCAAAAGUUGAACGAACAAGUGAACAGCUUAGCUCUACAACUGCAACACUCGAGAGAAGAGGAAUCUGCACUGAAGAACAAGGUGUUGGAGUUGCUGGACAUGGCGAGCAAAGAGGAAGCUGAGAAGCUGAAUCUCACCAAAGCCAUCAGCCAACUGGAGAGUAAGGUGGCAGCCAUGGGAGCGAGCUUGAAGGAGAAAGAUGACUGGAUAUCAUACUUGGGAGACAAGAAACGAGAAGCCAUACGACAGCUCUGCAUCUCGAUUGAGUACUACCGCAGCACAUGUGACUAUCUCGCUGGCAUUCUCUCCAAGAUGCCAAUCAGACGCUAGAGGGCGCCUGCACCUUAGUGCGGCGCUGCAUCAAUCGUCACCAAUCUGAGUACAGAUUCUUCUCAGUUUCUUUUGUUCAUACGCAGCACAAUCCGAUUCAAUCAGACGCCACAGGGUGACUGCACCUUAGUGUGUCUCUGCAUCAAUCAUCACCAAUCAGAGUACAGAUUCUUCAGAGUUCUUUUGUUCAUAUGCUGCACAAUCUGAGACGUUCAUUUUUUGAUUCUUUUUGGCCUCUGAAAUGGCAGUGUCGAUCUUGAACAAAAGGUUUCGCCUAUAGGGUUUGUUUCUGGAACACAAUAUGAUCAGUACAUAAUGAAAGUGGGUCGAUUGCUUGCUUGCAAAUCAUCUUAAAACAGCGGAAUAUCACUCGAUAAUCGUAUCGAAAGAUGUUCAGCAGAAAGCUUUCUGUAAAACAUCACAUCAUCCGACUCACUGAAUUCACUAGUAAAAUUUCGCCCUACGU
Molecule: messenger RNA, 3880 nt
Organism: Linum trigynum
Lineage: Eukaryota; Viridiplantae; Streptophyta; Magnoliopsida; Malpighiales; Linaceae
Source: the annotation of a GenBank genome assembly